ACCUCCGCCACGUGGCCGUCGGCUCCGCUUGUUGCCGUCGGCUCCGCCUCGUGGCCGUCGCUUGCGCCUUGUGGUCGUCGACUCUGCCUCGUGGUCGUGGGCUCCGCUCGUCGCUGUCGCCUCUGCCCCGUCGCCUCCGCCACGCGGCCGUCGGCUCCGCUUGACUCGUUCUGCCUCGUGGCCAUCGGCCUCGUGGUGUGGGCUCUGCUCGUGGCUGUGGGCUUCACCUCGUGGCCUCCGCCUCGUUUUGCCUCGUCACCAUCGGCUCCGCCUCAUGGCGUGGGCUUUGCCUCGUGGCCUCGGCCUUGUGACCUUCGCCUCGUGGCCGUCGGCUUCGCCUCAUCGCCUCCGCCUCGUGGCGUGGGCUCCGCUCGUGGCCGUCGGCUCCGCCUCCGCCUCGUGGUUGUCACCUCGUCCUCGUCGCCUCCGCCUCGUGGCUGUUGGCUCCGCCUCUCUACCUCGUGGCUAUUGGCUUUGCUUGUCGCGGUUGCCUCCGCCUCCGCCUCCGCCUCCAUGUCCGCCUCUAGGGCCGAUCAGGUUAGGUGCAAUAAACUUUAAUCCGUCUCUCCAUCGGCUCUGCCUCGUGGCCGUCAACUCCGCCUGCGGAGCCGGUCAAACAGAUAAUUGUCGAGGCUUUGUGCAAUGGGUUGAAGAUUAUAUUGAGGAAUGCAGGAUCUAUUCACCUAAAAGUGUGGACGUAGUCAAUUCUGGAGAGGCAUCAAGCGAAAAUGAAGAAUUGGCAAUCGUAAAAGGAGAUUUGAAGUUGAUUAGAAAAAAAAAUAGGCUUUAUUAUGUCAAUGAUAAUAUUAUAUGGAGUCAUCGUAUCUUUCCUUCUUGGAAUUAUGAUAUCUAUGUUACUAUAUAG
This is a messenger RNA of Syzygium oleosum, 865 nucleotides long. RefSeq lists its product as uncharacterized. The record is from RefSeq and is a predicted model, not a curated record. Lineage: Eukaryota; Viridiplantae; Streptophyta; Magnoliopsida; Myrtales; Myrtaceae. The transcript is spliced from 3 exons. The coding region runs from base 275 to 865 and encodes 196 amino acids.